AUGCCGUCGUACGAGCGCAUCGUGACAGGCGGGAGCCAGCUCCUGGCAUGGCAGCUCAAAGAUCAGCCCGUGCUCAUCGUCGGCGGCGGUCAGGUAGCAGCAGAUCGACUGCGCUGUGUGCUAGCUGCCGACGCAAAGGUGACGCUCGUCUCACCUGCCUCUGGCCUGGGCGAGGAAGUCAGGUACCGGCUGUUCAGCGAGCAGUGGCCCCAUCUGACCUACAUCGACCGCAUUUUUCAAGAUGACGACGUCAAGGGUCAGUACAUGGUCCUCACUGCCCUCGACGACUCGACGAUCAGCAGACACAUUCACUCGCUCUGCAAACAGCAAAAGAUCAUCGUCAACGUAGCCGACGUCAUCCCCCUCUGUGACUUCUUCUUCGGCUCUGUCAUCAGACGCGGACCACUCCAGGUCAUGGUCUCUACGGGAGGCAAAGGUCCACGGAUAGCCAACCGGAUCCGCAAGAUGAUCGAGGACGCUCUGCCGCACGACUGCGGCGAAGCUAUCGAGAACGUCGGCACGCUCCGUGCCGAACUGAGGAGACGCGCCCCUGCCCAAGAGGAGGGCAAGAGGCGGAUGGCAUGGAUGGUCAGAGUCUGCGAUCGUUGGUCACUCGAACAACUCGCUGCAAUGGACGACGCCAUGAGGGAAAAGAUCUUGGAUGGAUGGGAAGACGAUCGGGCGCUCUACUAUGCCGAUGUCACGUCUGCAUCCACCCUGGCGUCCAUCUCGCUCAAAUGGCAGUCACUGUGGCGUCGAUGUCCCUAUUCGCGCGCGGCUGGCCAAUUCGGCAUCCUCGCCGGUCUCAUGGGGUUCUCAUUUGGGAUCGCAAGCACGCUUGCCUUUCAGACUAUUCGCCUGAAGCGAUAG
Mixia osmundae IAM 14324 is the source of this 870-nucleotide messenger RNA. RefSeq lists its product as uncharacterized. Gene Ontology annotation, molecular function: protoporphyrin ferrochelatase activity; precorrin-2 dehydrogenase activity. The record is from RefSeq and is a predicted model, not a curated record. The coding region runs from base 1 to 870 and encodes 289 amino acids. The transcript has 2 exons. NCBI's taxonomy places the organism in Eukaryota, Fungi, Basidiomycota, Mixiomycetes, Mixiales, Mixiaceae. Gene Ontology annotation, biological process: siroheme biosynthetic process.